Molecule: messenger RNA, 1999 nt
Organism: Colossoma macropomum (tambaqui)
Lineage: Eukaryota; Metazoa; Chordata; Actinopteri; Characiformes; Serrasalmidae
Gene: asah1b
Product: N-acylsphingosine amidohydrolase (acid ceramidase) 1b
Biological process (GO): fatty acid metabolic process
Cellular component (GO): lysosome
Molecular function (GO): N-acylsphingosine amidohydrolase activity; fatty acid amide hydrolase activity
Source: RefSeq, a predicted model, not a curated record
GUCCGCGGACGAAGCGCAGCGCAGUUCAGUCCAGCCUGAACCGCGGCGAUGCUGAGCGGAGCUCUGUGCGCGUUUCUCCUCACUUUCACCUCCGUGUCAGCGCAGUAUGUGCCGCCGUACACUGAGGACUGCCGGACAGGCAUGUAUCCACCCAGUGGACCAACGUUUAAAGGCGCAGUCAGCUGGUACACGGUGGAUCUGGAUCUAGCCCCCAGCCAAAGGUGGAAGGAGGUUAUUACAGACAAAAAGAAUGACUUGGUGAACAUGAUCCAGGCCAUCAAGGAUCUAGCAAAUGCCUUCGUCCCCAGCGGGCGGCUCGUUGAUCUUGUGGACAGGGAUUUGCCCUUGAUGAUUGAUACGCUCCCCUAUCCUUUCAAUGAGGAGAUUAAAGGAAUCGCAACAGCUUCCGGUGUUCCUUUAGGGGAGGUUGUGCUCUUCAACAUUUUUUAUGAAAUUUUCACAGUGUGCACCUCACUAGUCGCAGAAGGUCCUGAUGGAAACCUCAUCCAUGCCAGAAACCUGGACUUUGGCCUUUUCAUGGGCUGGGACUUGAAGAACCGAUCGUGGGUGAUCACGGAGAAGCUGAAGCCGCUUGUGGUGAACGUCGACUUCAGACGGAGCAACCGCACCGUCUUCAAAUCCACCAACUUCGCCGGUUAUGUUGGCAUGCUGACCGGCAUGAGGCCUCACGUGUUCACCCUCACAAUGAACGAGCGGUUCAGUCUGAACGGAGGCUACAUUGGCAUUCUGGAGUGGAUCCUGGGGAAGAGAGAUGGGAUGUGGAUGAGCUUCCUGACUCGCUCCGUCUUGGAAAACGCUACCAGCUAUGCAGAAGCUAAAAAGCUUCUAUCAGACACGAAGCUGCUGGCUCCUGCUUACUUCAUCCUGGGAGGAAACCAGACAGGCGAGGCAUGCAUCAUCACCAGAUCCAGAACUCACAACAUCUAUCCUUUAGAUAUUGAUCUAAAGCAGGGCAGGUGGUAUGUGCUGGAGACUAAUUAUGACCACUGGAAGAAGCCUCUGUUCCUGGAUGACCGCAGAACUCCUGCCAUGAAAUGCAUGAAUCGGAUCACACAGGCUAAUAUCUCUUGGAAGACCGUCUAUGAUGUCCUGUCCACCAAGCCAGUCCUGAAUAAAUUAACCACAUACACUACACUCAUGGACGUUUCCGAGGGGCAACUGGAGUCUUUUAUCCGCGACUGUCCCAACCCCUGCAUGCCCUGGUAGCUGGACACUCUUGAACAUCUCUCCAGAACAUUCCUCCAUACGUGCUUAUCUGAGACAAAAAAGCCUCACCACACAUCGUUUUACAGUAGAGCAAGCAUUCAUUUUAAAUAUAUAACCUUUUAACAAUAAAUAAUAAUAAUGAACUUUGCUUACAUAGCACUUUGCAAAAACAACUUUUCAAAAAUAAAUGAGAGAAAACAAACACUAAAAAAUAAAGGAGAUAAAUAUAUUGCCUAAAUAAGUAAAUUACAAAAAAGACAAGGUCAGUUAGACAUCAAAAGUUUACAAAGGGCUCUACAAGAGGAUUAAAGCAGAAAAAUAUGAAGUGAUAAAUAAAGAGAAAUAAAAAAUUAAAAACAAAAAAAGACAGUAAAGUAAAAGUCUUAGACUGAGCCUAAUUAAACCUAAUUAAACACAAUAUUAAAUUAGUGCAUUUUUAAUACUAAAGUUACUGCUAUGCUAUAAAGCACUGGUCUAAUCAUUGAUCAAAUCUCAGCAAAUAUUUCAUAAACAUUUCUUCAACAUUAACAACAGGAUGCCUGUCUGCAGCUGUGCUGCAGGUCUCUAUAGUUACUGCUUUAUUAUUGUUCUUAAUUUUAUUCAAGGAAAGAAAAGCAGUUAGUUCUGGGGAAGUUGUAUAGGCGUGUUUCAAAUUCAAAUGUAACUUGUUUUGUACUUAAAAUACUGAAUGUACACUGGAUUAUGAUUAAAAUAUAUUUUAAUGUCAUUCAUUUUUGUCGGGAUUAACAUAAACAGACAUCACUUCUUUGUA